Messenger RNA from Pan troglodytes (chimpanzee), 2179 nucleotides. It is a transcript of the gene EBP, whose product is annotated as EBP cholestenol delta-isomerase. Gene Ontology annotation, cellular component: endoplasmic reticulum; membrane. Gene Ontology annotation, biological process: cholesterol biosynthetic process. NCBI's taxonomy places the organism in Eukaryota, Metazoa, Chordata, Mammalia, Primates, Hominidae. Gene Ontology annotation, molecular function: steroid Delta-isomerase activity; cholestenol delta-isomerase activity; C-8 sterol isomerase activity. The record is from RefSeq and is a predicted model, not a curated record. Bases 1228 to 1920 code for a protein of 230 amino acids. The transcript has 5 exons.
GUGACAGAGCGCGAGACCCAGCCUAGAGAGAGCCCGGAGCCAGCGUGGGAGGCCGCUGCCGUCGCGCGCCUUGGUGAGUGCCCUCCACCCGGCCCCCUGCUCCCUCCCCCAGCUCUCCCCGGCUACGCGGCCAGCCCUCGGCGUGCCAGCGCGAGACCCUUUGCCACCCGCCCCCCCCCCCCGCCACCGCCCUUUUGCGCCUGCGCGAGACCCCCAGCUACCGCACGGUUGUCCAGAGGACAGAAGAUCCGCCUUCUCAUUGGGCAGCGGGACUGGAGGGUUCUGGUUCGGAUUGACCGGCUUUGUGUUCCGUUCUAGCGCUGCACGCCAGACACCGGCCUUUCAAUAUCCGUCUCUUCCCUGCAGGUUGACGGCGUUGCACGCUCUCGCGGGGAGGCUCUGGCUUUCCAAACGCUGGCACCGAGGGUUGCAGUUCUGAUUCGUUUUCUUUCCUCUGUCCCCCAGUUGCAGUUUUCAGGACUACGUAGGGGAGGGAAUAGCUUUUUGUUGAACGGUUUAAGACGCUGACCUGUGCAACCGGACCACGCCUGGUUCCUGUGUCUCUUACCAAACCGUGACCCCGGAGCACAGGACUGGGUUUGGUGGUCGUGAGCAGUUUGUGACCCUUGAAGGAAGACACCAGGCCUGGUCCUGUAUCUCCCUCGCCAGACUGUGACCAGGGAGGGCUGGGAUCAGACUUUGACCCCCGAGGGCUGAGACCGGGACUGUUUCUACCACAUCAUAAUAUGGUUUCUAAAGGGCUGGAACAAGCUUUCAGUCUUUCUGUGGCCUUGUGUUUCAGUCAUGUUCUUUUUCUUUUCUUUUUUAUUUUAUUUUGAGACAGAGUCUCGCUCUGUUGCCCAGGCUGGAGUACAGUGGCAUGACCCCGGCUCACUGCAGCCUCUGCCUCCCAGGAGAAUCGUUUGAACCCGGAAGGCAGAGGUUGCAGUGAGCCGAGGUCGCACCACUCCACUCCAGCCUGGGUGACAGAGCAAGACUCCGUCUGAAAAAAAAAAAAAAACGGAAUGUAAUUAGAAGUGUUACAGUCCUGUCUGUUAACUGGUAAAUUCGGUCCAUUUACAUUUCUCAUGAUAAUAAACUAUUUGAAUUUGAUUUUAUUAUCUCAUUCUGUACUUUCUAUUUGUCCAGGUUUUUCUGUUCCUUUUUUUUUUUUUUUUUUUUUUUAACUUCCUGCCUAUACACACGCAGCCAUCAACCCACAAAGACAUGACUACCAACGCGGGCCCCUUGCACCCAUACUGGCCUCAGCACCUAAGACUGGACAACUUUGUACCUAAUGACCGCCCCACCUGGCAUAUACUGGCUGGCCUCUUCUCUGUCACAGGGGUCUUAGUCGUGACCACAUGGCUGUUGUCAGGUCGUGCUGCGGUUGUCCCAUUGGGGAUUUGGCGGCGACUGUCCCUGUGCUGGUUUGCAGUGUGUGGGUUCAUUCACCUGGUGAUCGAGGGCUGGUUCGUUCUCUACUACGAAGACCUGCUUGGAGACCAAGCCUUCUUAUCUCAACUCUGGAAAGAGUAUGCCAAGGGAGACAGCCGAUACAUCCUGGGUGACAACUUCACAGUGUGCAUGGAAACCAUCACAGCUUGCCUGUGGGGACCACUCAGCCUGUGGGUGGUGAUCGCCUUUCUCCGCCAGCAUCCCCUCCGCUUCAUUCUACAGCUUGUGGUCUCUGUGGGCCAGAUCUAUGGGGAUGUGCUCUACUUCCUGACAGAGCACCGCGACGGAUUCCGGCACGGAGAGCUGGGCCACCCUCUCUACUUCUGGUUUUACUUUGUCUUCAUGAAUGCCCUGUGGCUGGUGCUGCCUGGAGUCCUUGUGCUUGAUGCUGUGAAGCACCUCACUCAUGCCCAGAGCACGCUGGAUGCCAAGGCCACAAAAGCCAAGAGCAAGAAGAACUGAGGAGUGGUGGACCAGGCUCGAACACUGGCCGAGGAGGAGCUCUCUGCCUGCCAGAAGAGUCUAGUCCUGCUCCCACAGUUUGGAGGGACAAAGCUAAUUGAUCUGUCACACUCAGGCUCAUGGGCAGGCACAAGAAGGGGAAUAAAGGGGCUGUGUGAAGGCACUGCUGGGAGCCAUUAGAACACAGAUACAAGAGAAGCCAGGAGGUCUGUGAUGGUGACGAUUUUUAAAAUCAGGAAAUAAAAGAUCUUGACUCUAA